AUGAUUUCUGAUAAAACAAUAGCACCCAAAUUUGUUCUUGCUAUUCUCUUCUGUGUGUUUGUUUCAGGAGAUGGACAAGUGAGAUGCAUAGAGAGUGAAAGAGAAGCUCUUCUCAGCUUCAAGAAUGGCCUCAUCGACGAGCGUGGUGUUCUCUCAUGGCAAAGCGACGAAUGCUGCGAAUGGAAUGGCGUUGAGUGCAGCAACACCACUAGCCACGUCAUCGCCCUCCAACUCAAUUACUUACACUUGAGAGGUAAGGUCAGCGCUACGUUGCUUGAGUUGCAUCAUUUGAAUUUUCUCGACCUCAGUUGGAUAGACUUCGGAGGCAUUCCAAUCCCGGAAUUCAUUGGUUCCAUGAAUCAACUACAAGACUUGUAUCUUAGCCGGUGUAAAUUUUCUGGGACCGUUCCUCCUCAGUUAGGGAACCUUACCAACCUACGCUCGCUCGUUCUCUCUUUUAACUCUUUGAGUUAUGUACCACUUUCAAUACUUGAUUCUAUGUGGGAAUCACUUGAAUUACUGAACUUGUCUUAUAACCAACUCAAUGGAUCUUUGCCUGACCUGAGAGCAUUUUCUUCAUUAACACAAUUGUACCUUAGGGACAAUAACUUCACCGGCUCCAUUCCUCAAAGCGUUGGCAAACUAUCCAAGCUUCGAGCUCUAGACCUUUCUUAUAAUUCUUUGACAGGUUUAGUCCCUCCAAGCAUUGGCCAACUCUCCGAGCUUCAAGAUCUAUAUCUUUCUCAUAAUUCUUUGGAAGGUUUAGUCUCCGAAUCCAACUUCAUCAAGCUUGAUAAGUUAAAGACACUUGACUUAUCCUUCAAUUCAUUGAUCUUGGAUAUUCCCCUUGAUUGGAGUCCUCCUUUUCGGUUGGAAACUAUAUCUUUAGUCAGGUGCAAUGUGGGCCCAUCUUUUCCAAAAUGGAUCCAAACUCAGAGGAAUUUAUCAUCACUUGAUCUCAGUGGUGCCAAUAUAACAGAUGAAGCCCCGAGUUGGUUGUGGAGUUUUUCAUCUUCACUAAUAGAGCUAUACGUUUCCGACAAUCAAAUAAGUGGUACAUUUCCGAAUCUCUCAUCUUCUUCCAUCGAGUAUAUGGAUCUUAGCUACAAUCAAUUCUCAGGUCCUAUACCAUUAUUUCCCGCCAAUGCUAAUCGUAUUCACUUGAGUGGAAAUAUGUUCUCGGGUUCAAUUUCAUCCAUUUGCAAAACUAACUACGAUCAGCUUAACGCCCUCGACAUCUCUAGUAAUCAGUUGGAAGGAGAGGUUCCCGAGUGCUGGGAGAAAAUGCCGAACUUGUACUCCCUCAAUUUGGCUAACAACAAUUUUUCCGGUGAAAUUCCUGGCUCUCUAGGUGAACUUGACCUCCUUGCACUACAAUUGCAUGGUAAUAAUUUAUCUGGUGAGUUACCUUACAAUUUGAGACUUUGCCAAAAUUUGAGCAUCAUUGAUGUUGGAGGGAACAAGUUAACUGGAGAGAUCCCUACUUGGAUUGGCCAAUUGUAUAACAUGCAAUUUCUAAACUUUCGUGGAAAUAAUUUGCAUGGCAGUAUUCCUCCCGAGAUAUGCAAUCUUACUAAAAUUCAAGUUCUGGAUUUGUCGAUAAACAACUUAUCUUCGAUAAUUCCAGAUUGCUUCAACAAUUUUACUUUCUUGGCUAGUAAGGAUACCACAAAUAUUCUUCCAGUUCUUUUUGGUGUAAUGCACUUAUUACUUAAGAACAGAAAUCACUAUGAAUAUUCUUCAUUUCAAUGGAAAGGGAAGGAAUUCGAGUAUUCGGAAAAUCUCGGGCGCCUCAAGCUUGUUGACUUUUCAAGCAAUAGAUUGACAGGGAACAUUCCGAAAUCAUUUUCCAUGAUGAGGGGAUUAAGAUCCUUGAAUUUGUCAAGAAAUAGUUUGACGGGAGAUAUAAUUCCAGAUAUUGGUAAAAUGGAGACGCUAGAUUCUCUUGAUCUGUCACACAACCAACUAUCUGGCAAGAUACCUACAAGUUUGGUAGAAGUACACAAUCUUGGUGUUCUUGACUUGUCAAGCAACAAUCUAUCUGGAAAAAUUCCAACGAGUACUCAACUUCAGAGCUUCACAACAUCCACUUAUGCCGAGAAUGAUGGACUUUGUGGCGACCCUCUGCCAAUGUGCCCCGGAGAUAGCUUGAGGCCACCCACCACUAAUCGAAGCGAGAACGUGGAUGAGAAAGAUGGCAACACCUUCUCAUUUAUGGAAGAAGUGGGCAUAUCAAUAGGCUUCGGUUUUAUCUUUGGAUUUUGGGGAGUUAUUGCUUCAUUCAUAGUGAAGAAAUCAUGGAGAAUCGCAUUCUUCAACUUGUUUGAUGAUGCUGGAGAUUGGCUCUACGUCAGGAUUGCUGUGUUUGUAUUCAAAUGGAGACGAAGUUGA
Molecule: messenger RNA, 2391 nt
Organism: Salvia hispanica
Lineage: Eukaryota; Viridiplantae; Streptophyta; Magnoliopsida; Lamiales; Lamiaceae
Source: RefSeq, a predicted model, not a curated record